AUGUUGCGCCUCAGGGGCCUCACACUCUGGUGUGUCGCCUCCUUGAUCCUAGGUCUAUCAACCGCGCAAAAUGGCACCAGACCCGUCUCAAACGAACUAUUCAACUCCCUCGAGGAACUAUCCCGCCUGGUAGACAUAUCCUACUGCGUGGGAACAACGGGUGUCCAGAAACCAUUCCAGUGCCUGAGUCACUGCGUGGAGUUUCCGAACUUGGAAUUAAUAGAGACAUGGAAUACUGGUAUACUACUAUCUGACUCAUGCGGCUACGUCGCACUUUCGCACGCGCCAGGACCAAAGCGCAUCGUCCUCGCUUUCCGGGGUACAUACUCGAUCACGAAUACGAUAAUUGAUCUUUCUGCCUAUCCGCAGUCUUACAUCCCCUACACAGGCGAUGACGACAAGGAUAACAAUGAUAGUACAACACCUCUCCCCGCAGUACACUGCGAAAACUGCACUGUCCACGCGGGUUUCAUGAAAUCCUGGCUAAACACCCGUCCCAUAAUUCUACCCAUCGUCCUCCAAGCGUUGCAAGACCAUCCAGACUACGAAAUAACCCUGGUUGGCCACUCCCUCGGCGGCGCAGUCGCAACACUAGCCGGUUUGGAAAUGCGUUUGAAAGGCUGGGAUCCGCUUGUGACUACCUUUGGUUCACCGAUGGUUGGAAAUGCCGAGUUUGCGACUUUCUUAGACGAAGCCUUUCAAAUUGGGAAGUUUAGUCGGGAUGGCGAGGAUGCUGAGGCAAGCCGUAUUCGUCGGGUUACGCAUGUGGACGAUCCUGUUCCUCUACUACCGCUGAGGGAAUGGGGGUAUUCACCGCAUGCAUCGGAGGUAUUCAUUUCCAAGGCUGAAUUGCCGCCAGCUCAGGAGGAUGUGUUAAUUUGCUCGGGCGAUGAGGACGUGAGAUGUAUCGCUGGCGCAGAGACAUCUGCAAUCUCGUUGCUGGAUGUUCUUCAGGAUUUGGACAUUCCGUUGGAUAUCUUUAAUACGAAGGUCGAUCCUUGUCUAGAAGAAGAAGAGGAUCUGCAGCAAGACCCACAACCGGAUCAGCAUCAGCAGGUUAUCCUCGGCAAGCAGAGGCUUGUUGGUUCUUCGAGGUGUGCGUCUCGCGCGGAGGACGAGACAGCUCCAUUGUACCCGCGGCAUUGGGAUUGGUCUCUUAUUCCGGCGCGGUAUAGAUUGUGGGAGCUUUUCUAUGCGCAUCGGGAUUAUUUCUGGCGCAUUGGGUUGUGUGUGCCUGGCGGUGAUCUUUUUAAAUGGGAUGCUUAG
This is a messenger RNA of Penicillium subrubescens, 1266 nucleotides long. Its product is annotated as lipase family protein. Gene Ontology annotation, biological process: lipid metabolic process. The record is from RefSeq and is a predicted model, not a curated record. The transcript is spliced from 2 exons. Lineage: Eukaryota; Fungi; Ascomycota; Eurotiomycetes; Eurotiales; Aspergillaceae. The coding region runs from base 1 to 1266 and encodes 421 amino acids.